GCUCCGACGUGCUCGGCUGAUGAGCGAUGGAUGACAGCAGGACGUGCGUUUGCUCUCCUCCGUCCAAACUAGUGGAUUAUUAACGUUUGAUGUCUUUGCACACGGCGCCUUCUCUUCUUCCAGCCUCGUCGGCCACAUCGGCUCUUUUUUUCUUCUGCUCUGCUUACGUCUCUCUCUGUCUUUCUGCAUCCUCUGCUCCUUCCUCUUGCAGCCAUCAUUCUCUCCCUCUCCCCAGCUGCCUCCUCUUCUCUCUCUCUCUCUCACCCCCUCCUCCCUUUCUGCUCUCUCUUCCCGGCUGCCUACGUCAGCCGGCCCCUACCAGCUAGUAAACGCUGCUGCUGUAUCCUGCAGAGAGCCGUGUGUGUGUGUGUGUGUGUGUGAGCGCACGCAGAUGGGAAAGCGACCGAGUCAGAGAGGGCUGCCUCUCCUCUCUCCGCUGUCACCUCCAUCCUUCGCUUCCUCCGCCGCCAUGGAGCUCCAGCAGGCUGAAUCACCACAGCACCUGCACAAAGGGCCGAGGUAGAUGUGUGCGCGUGCGCGGUGCUCAGUCGGGCCAGGAUGGAGUGCUCGGGCCCCAGGAGGUGGGCGUCGGGCUCUGCUGUCGUGUUCCUUCACACUCUGGCCUUAUCCUGCACAGGCGCGGUUGAGCCCGCCGCCGAAAUUGACGGACAUCGCCGAGCCGCUGUGACUCUGCAGGAGAACACGACGCACUGGUUCAACUGCCAAUCAGACGGCUGGGACGCCCGCGCCCAUCCGUCGCUCACGUGGUACCUGAACGGGGAGCGGCAAAGAGAGCCGCCUCCUCCGCCGCCGCCGCCACACCGCGGCCGGCCGGCCUCGCCGCAGGGAGGUCCUGAGGCCUGGAGGCCGCCGCGGGCCAAUCACAACAGCACCUUCCCUCUGCGGGCCAGGAAGUGGGACAGGGAGCUGGUGUGCGUGGCAUCGGACCCCAGGACGGGGGAGAGCCGCAAUGCCACGGUCACGCUCAACGUCCAGUUUCAGCCGGAGAUCCUCAGGCUGAACGCCCACUACGGCGAGACCUCGGACCCCGGCCUCUCCUUGGUCCUCUUCGCCUUGGUGCGGUCCAACCCGCCCGCCACCAUCACCUUCGUGGACCAGUCCGGGCGGCUGGUGGCCAACACCUCCGAUCUGCUCGUCCUGGACUCGCGGCGGCACCCCUGGCUGACCAACCACACGCUGAAGGUCACGCUGGGGAACCUAUCGGGGAACAUCUCGCUGAACGUCAGCAACAGCGUGGGAACGGUGCAGAGCAACCUCACGCUGGCAGAGUUCCUGCAGUCCCGCGUGGAGGUGCCCAUGCUGGGGAUAGUGACCGGGGGAGCCAUGGCCUUCAUGGCCCUCCUCAUCCUCAGUCUGAUUGUUCUCUGCCUCAUGCAGAAAAACAAGAGCAAGUCCUUUGACGAGCCGGUGGAGAUUCUGAUGACCAAGAAAAGCGAAUCAGCCAACCUGAAGACAGAGAAAGUGGAUAAGACGUCCAUCCCCAGGGAGAACAUGUCCGUGCCUUCCAACAUGCAGCUCAACGACCUCAACACUCUGAGAAAAGCCCGAGAGGCCGCCCAGCAGGCCGCUGUGGGCGAGAAGAAGGACGAGGAGGAGGAGGAAGAUCUUUCUCUCGCCUACGCCGCCAGAGGUUUCGCCCGAUAUCCCAUGGUGGGCUACAUCUACAAGGUGAGCAGCACAAGCAGUGAGGAGAUCUGGCUCUGACUGACCGCAAAGUCUACACGCGCGCACACACACUCUACACGCAUGCAAAACGACUCCCGGGCCGUACGGCUGCACCCAGAGACAGACUGCCGGGUCAGCCAAUCACCUUCCAGCUGGACCGGGUUGACCUCUGACUGGGUCUCAACACACUGUUUCGCAAGGUCAUCCACCGACUUGAGGUUUGUUGUUUCGCGAUAAAAAAACCAAAGCGACGACGUCUUUGUCUGUGGAUGAAGUUCUGUGGCCGACGGCCCCUCGAAGCGCUCCGAUGCAAAGCGAACGUCAAGAUGUUCUGCGUGUUUGGACAUGAUUUUCCUCCUGUAACCACGGCCGGGGACGUCUCCCUCCCAGGUUCAUCCUUCUAUGCUCAUGUUUUACGCAUUAUAUCCAGAUAAGACGGUACAUAUUCACGGAGUACGCGCUUGUAUGUAACAAGUCAUGUACUGUAUAUUUGUAUGCAUACGUGUAUAAAAGAGAAGGCCUAAUAAAGGUAAUGUUGAAUGAA
This is a messenger RNA of Gasterosteus aculeatus aculeatus (three-spined stickleback), 2230 nucleotides long. RefSeq names its product transmembrane protein 25 (gene tmem25). Gene Ontology annotation, biological process: negative regulation of excitatory postsynaptic potential. Lineage: Eukaryota; Metazoa; Chordata; Actinopteri; Perciformes; Gasterosteidae. The record is from RefSeq and is a predicted model, not a curated record.